This is a messenger RNA of Arachis ipaensis, 2676 nucleotides long. RefSeq lists its product as uncharacterized. Gene Ontology annotation, biological process: DNA repair; telomere maintenance. The record is from RefSeq and is a predicted model, not a curated record. Lineage: Eukaryota; Viridiplantae; Streptophyta; Magnoliopsida; Fabales; Fabaceae. Gene Ontology annotation, molecular function: DNA helicase activity.
AUGGGUGCAAAGAUAGAUUGUGGCAGAAGUCAAGCAAGAGGGCUACCAACAUUUAUUCUUUGGGGAGAGAAUUAUCAUCUAAUAGGUAGUCUGAUUCCUCCAGAGGGAAACAUUGCAAAAUUUUUCCAACUGUAUGUAUUUGAUACUCAUAAUGAGAUUGAAAAUCGCAUGGCAGCUAUUCGGGGUGAACAUCACAAAGAGAUACAUGAAGAUAUUGUUAGAGAAUUGAAACAGAUGCUUGAUGAUAACAAUGUACUGGUGAAGGCAUUUCACAUGGUUAGAGACUCACUUGCACGAGAGUCUAAUAAUACAAUAAAGCUCAGGCUUUUGGGUAAAAGGGGGAAGGAUGAUAAAACUGAUAGGGACAUUGUGGUAGAGACACAAAGUGGAAGGUUACAAAGGAUUAAUCAACUCAAUCCUACUUAUUUGGGAUUACAAUACCCAUUGUUAUUUCUAUUUGGAGAGGAUAGUUACAAGGAAGACAUACCUUUCAACAAGGGUAAUCAAAGUGGUAGCAAAGGGCGACAAGAGGAGAAACUCAGAUGUGAGAUGUACAAGGGUAUAAAGGAAGCAGUUUUGUCCGGGAAAACAACACCUUCAUUGCGUGGCAAACGUAUUAUAUUACCAUCGUCAUUCACAGGUGGCCCAAGAUAUAUGAUUCAGAAUUAUCAGGAUGCAAUGGCAAUAUUGUCCAUGCAUUUAAAUAUUGUAUUGGAUUUAGCUUAUCUAUGUCCUUUUGUUGACACAGUUGUAUACAUAAUCGAAUUUCAAAAAUGGGGACUACCACACGCACAUAUACUAUUGUUCUUACAUAAGGAUGACAAGUUUUCGACAGCUGAAGACAUUGACAAGAUCAUAUCUGCUGAGAUUCCAGAUAAGGAACUAGACCCUGAAUACUUUGAAGCAGUGGAAAAGCACAUGAUGCAUGGUCCAUGUGGUUUAGCGAGAAAAGAUUCACCGUGUAUGGAGAAUGGAAAAUGUGUACGUCAUUUCCCUAAGCGUUUUGUCGAUUGUACAACUAUUGAUGAUGAUGGGUAUCCAGUAUAUAGGCGUAAAGAAGAUGGAAGAAAUAUCAACAAGUAUGGGGUUGACCUUGAUAGCCAUUAUGUGGUUCCACACAACAGACUACUACUUAUGAGAUAUGGCGCACAUAUAAAUGUGGAGUGGUGCAAUCAAUCAAGAUCAAUAAAGUAUUUGUUCAAAUACGUGAACAAAGGUCAUGAUCGCGUAACUGCUUCCUUCUAUAGAAGUGUCACAGCGUAUGCUGAGUUAGAUGAAUAUGAUGAGGUGAGUAUGUAUUACGAUUGUAGAUACAUAUCACCAUGUGAAGCGGCAUGGAGGAUUUUUGGUUUUAACAUCCAUUACAGAGAUCCAUCUGUUGUGAGAUUGGGUUUUCACUUACCCAAUGAACAGAAUGUGAUAUUCAAAGACCACGAAAAUCUGGAGGAUGUUGUUAGAAAAGCAUCAGUGAAGGAAUCUAUGUUUUUAGGAUGGUUUCAAGCAAACAAGGAUUAUGCAGAAGCAAGGGCACUGACCUAUGCUGAACUACCAACUAAAUUCGUAUGGAAGCCAGAUGAGAGGGUUUGGUUGCCUAGAAAAUCACACUUUGUUAUCGGAAGGAUUUUCUAUGUACCUCCAGGAUCCGGUGAAAGUUAUUAUAUGCGGCUAUUGCUCAAUUUCGUAAGAGGGCCAACUUCUUAUGAGGACAUUUGUACUAUAGAUGGUGUUUUAUAUUCUACUUUCAAAGAUGCAUGUUACGCACGUGGCCUCUUAGAUGAUGACAAAGAAUAUAUUGAUGCAAUAGUGGAAGCAAGCCACUGGGGAUCGGGUACAUACUUGAGGAAGCUGUUUGCAAUGCUGUUGUUUUCAAAUUCAAUGGAUACACCAGAACACGUAUGGCAGAAGACAUGGUAUCUGUUAUCCAAUGAUAUACUUCAUAGGCAGAAGAGGCUGCUUGACAAUCCAGAUUUAUUCCUUUCCGAUGAUGAACUGAAGGAGUUAACGUUGAUAGAAAUUGAGAGAACACUUAACUCAUACAAUAAAAGUCUGCAAGAUUUCUCUCCGAUGCCAGUCCUAGAUAUAAGCCAACUGAAUAGUCAAUUAUAUGCUGAUGGAAUGAACAUGUUAAUUUCUGAUGAGCUCCGCUAUGAUAAAAGACAGCUAGCUCUAGACCAUGCCACCUAUUUGCAACAACUAACCGACGAGCAAUAUUUUGUUUAUAAGAUAGUCAUGGAUGCUGCCGAAAAUGGGAAGGGUGGAGUAUUCUUUUUGUAUGGGUAUGGUGGAACUAGCAAAACAUUUGUUUGGAAGACUUUAGCAGCUGUAUUGAGAUCUAAAUCACAGGUUGUACUUACUGUUGCAUCGAGUGGUAUUGCAUCUCUUUUAUUACCUGGGGGUAGGACAGCACAUUCACGUUUUUCAAUCCCACUCAAUCUAGAUGAAUUCUCAACAUGCAAUAUAAGACAAGGAAGUGCAUUGGCCGAACUGUUGAUAAAGACAAAGCUUAUCAUUUGGGAUGAGGCUCCUAUGGUAAAUAGAUUCUGUAUUAAAGCUCUUGAUAGGACAAUGCGUGACAUCUUAAGAUUCAAGAAUCCAAACAGUCUUCACCAGCCAUUCAGUGGGAAGAUAGUUGUUUUUGGGGGGGAGACUUUCGACAGAUAUUGCGGUGAUCCCUAA